This is a messenger RNA of Cydia strobilella, 1938 nucleotides long. RefSeq names its product fas-associated death domain protein (gene Fadd). The record is from RefSeq and is a predicted model, not a curated record. Gene Ontology annotation, biological process: signal transduction. The transcript has 2 exons. Gene Ontology annotation, molecular function: protein binding. The coding region runs from base 149 to 862 and encodes 237 amino acids. NCBI's taxonomy places the organism in Eukaryota, Metazoa, Arthropoda, Insecta, Lepidoptera, Tortricidae.
CUACUAACUUCUAUCUAGCUUAUCAGUAAUCUUUCUACGAUCUUGGGCUUUUUUAUAUUUUUUUGCAUUUGAGGAAACUUGGAGGAAGAAAAUUACUGGAUAAAAUGUAUAAGAACAACGCCAAAGAACAAGUAUCUCUGAAAUAAAGAUGGUGCGUGUCGAAAUUCAACCAUUCCACGCUUCUCUUCGUACAAUGGCAACAAGUUAUUCAAAGCUAAAGGAAUUAAUUACUCUGAGGGUCAGUAUGAGUGAAAUGCACAGCCAAAUACUACAUGCGAUGAAAGGCUUAUACCAAAACGAUAUCAACUCUGCCAGGAGAUACGAGCAAAUAACCACGAUUGGACAACUUUUAAAGGUUUUGGAACUCCGAGAUGUAUUGUCUGAAGAGAAUAUUUUGCCAUUACAAGUGCUGGCUCAGAGACUUCCAGAAAAUAUGGAGGUUAUGAAUAACAUCACCUGUUAUGAGCAAAAUUGUGGACCUAAACAAAACAUAAAUCAAUAUGCUGAGGAAUACACACAACAAACUGCUCUGCCAAAGCCGCCACUGAAAGAAAACGAAGAUAAUGCUUUCUCAGACGGUCUAUGUGAGAAGAAACGUGAGAGGAUAACUGAAACCAUCGUUGAAGAAAUAGGCUCGUAUUGGCGCAAUCUAGCCAGAUACCUAGGCAUACAAGAGUGGAGAAUCGAUGAAAUUCAAUGCAAUGGUAAACCAAUAGGUGAAAAAGCAGCAGAAAUAAUGGAGAUGUAUAAGAAAAGAGCUGAUCGUAAGAAAUGGUUUUUUGAUCUCUUGGAUGCGUUAGAGAAAUCCCGUAGAAGGGAAUUGUGUAAAAAAAUAAGAGAAAUUGCUACAAUGAACAUCUAGCAUUCCCACAUUCCCCUUUUCUGAUUGUGACUGCGUCACGGGUACAAAACGAUUUUAUAGAGUCGGAUUGGGUCUAAUUUUAAACGACAAUUAAAAUUAGACCCGAUUUUAAUUUUGCAUAGUCUAUAAUAUCCUUUUGUUGAAAUUACAGAAGUAGCGAAUAAUCCUUUCCCAUCGUAUUUUAUUUUUUAAACCUUUGUUCCUUUUCGUGCUUUUUAGGGUUCCGUACACAAAGAGUAAAAACGGGACCCUAUUACUAAGACUGCUGUCUGUCUGUUAGUCUGUCACCAGGCUGUAUCUCAUGAACCGUGAUAGCUAGACAGUUGAAAUUUUUACAGAUUAUGUAUUUCUGUUGCCGCUAUAACAACAAAUACUAAAAACAGAAUAAAAUAAAUAUUUAAAUGGGGCUCCCAUACAACAAACGUGAUUUUUUUGCCGUUUUUUGCGUAAUGGUACGGAACCCUUCGUGCGCGAGUCUGACUUGCACUUGGCCGGUGUUUUGUACAGUCGGUGCCCUAACAUAAGUAUGUUGGGGCACUUACUUUACCCGAGAGUCGAGACUGACGAUACGAACGUUUCCGAUAAAAUACGAUGGGGGAAAGGAAUAUUCACAACAUCUGUACAGAGCAAACUACGUUGAAUAGAAAUUUACAUUAGUUUUUGGCAAGCUUGAUUUUCUAGUAUGUAUCUAUCUGUAUACGUUUAAUAAGCAUAAUCAGUGAAUUAAAGUGUUAAGGGUCUUUAAUCCCCCUAACAUUACAUAACAUAACAUUAUAUCGAAAUGAAAAAUAUAGUCUAAACCUUUGUUUAGGCUUUAAGAUUUGAACUAUUAAAACUAACCUAUUAUAAGAAGUAGAAAGGUAGAAUAAAAAAUAUAUUAUUUUAAGUAAGACUAUUUAUUUAAAAAAACGAACUUAUAGUUCAUAAGGCACUUUUGCUAUUAAUAAUACUUAACAUAUGUAAAUAUUUAACUUAUAACAUAUAUAUGUGUAUAUAGGAAUGUUUUACACUAUAAAACGUUUUACAUUAUAAAAACAUGUAUAUAUUUAUAGCAAUAAUAAAUGAGAUAAGUUACA